Argentina anserina (silverweed cinquefoil) is the source of this 2621-nucleotide messenger RNA. RefSeq lists its product as uncharacterized. Gene Ontology annotation, molecular function: ubiquitin binding. Bases 101 to 2383 code for a protein of 760 amino acids. Gene Ontology annotation, cellular component: nucleus; cytoplasm. Gene Ontology annotation, biological process: proteasome-mediated ubiquitin-dependent protein catabolic process; ubiquitin recycling. The transcript is spliced from 21 exons. Lineage: Eukaryota; Viridiplantae; Streptophyta; Magnoliopsida; Rosales; Rosaceae. The record is from RefSeq and is a predicted model, not a curated record.
CCCAAGGUGCCUUCCCGACUCCUAAAGCCACACUUAUUAUAUAGUCGUCUUUCUUCUCAACAACUCUCCAAUUUAGUAAUACGCAGUGUUGUGCUCUCCGAUGGCCAUGGAUAUCGAAUUCAAAGACUACCAACUGCGCUGCGAGCUCCGCGGCCACGAAGACGACGUCCGUGGAAUUUGCGUGUGCGGCAAUGCCGGUAUAGCUACUUCUUCGCGUGAUCGGACCGUUAGGUUAUGGUCCCUCGACCCUUCCGACGACCGCCGGUACGCGCCGGAGAGGAUUCUGCUGGGACACACGAGCUUCGUUGGCCCUGUGGUGUGGAUUGAGCCCGAUGAAGAGUUUCCGGCAGGCCGAAUUGCGUCCGGCGGUAUGGACACUAUGGUGUUGGUGUGGGACUUGAAGACUGGGGAGAAGGUCCAGACUCUCAAGGGACAUCAGUUGCAGGUCUCCGGCGUCGCUUUCGAUAAUGGUGACAUUGUUUCUUCCUCUGUGGACAAUACUUUAAAAAGGUGGAGGAAUGGCCAACCGGUUGAAUCUUGGGAGGCUCAUAAGUCGGCCAUUCAAGCAGUUAUAAAGCUUCCUUCCGGCGAGCUUGUCACUGGUUCAAGUGAUACUACUUUAAAACUUUGGAGAGGAACUACGUGCACUCACACGUUUGUUGGGCAUACAGAUACGGUUAGAGGCUUGGCAAUGAUGUCUGGAUUGGGAGUUCUUUCUGCUUCACAUGAUGGUUCUGUCAGGUUAUGGGCUUUAACUGGUGAAGUUUUAAUGGAGAUGGUUGGUCAUACAUCUAUUGUCUAUUCAGUUGACUCACAUGGUUCUGGACUGAUAGUCAGUAGUAGUGAAGAUUGUUCUGCCAAGAUAUGGAAAGAUGGCGUUUGUGUCCAAAGCAUAGAACAUCCUGGUUGUGUUUGGGAUGCAAAGUUCUUGGACAAUGGAGAUAUUGUGACAGCAUGUUCUGACGGAGUCGUGCGUAUCUGGACAAUUAACCAGGAUAAAAUUGCUGACGCUCAUGAUCUUGAGUCAUAUUUCUCCCAAUUGACUCAGCAAAAAAUUAGCAGGAAGAGGGUCGGAGGAUUGAAAUUGGAAGAUUUACCUGGGCUAGAGGCUUUACAGAUUCCAGGAACCAGUGAUGGCCAGACUAAGAUUGUCAGAGAGGGGGACAAUGGUGUGGCAUACGCCUGGAAUGUCAGAGAACAGAAGUGGGAUAAAAUUGGGGAAGUUGUUGAUGGGCCAGAUGACAGUAUGAAGCGGCCUAGUCUUGAUGGAAGUGAAUACGAUUAUGUGUUUGAUGUCGACAUUGGAGAUGGUGAGCCUGUACGGAAGUUGCCUUACAAUCGAUCAGAUAAUCCGUAUGACACUGCUGACAAGUGGCUUCUGAAGGAGAAUCUUCCUCUUUCCUACCGUGAACAGGUGGUAGCAUUCAUCCUCCAAAAUACUGGACAUAAAGAUAUUACACUUGAUCCAACAUUUCGUGAUCCCUACACUGGGGCUAGUGCUUAUGUGCCAGGACAGUCUUCAAGCAAGUCUGGUUCUGCGAAACCUACUUUCAAACAUAUUCCUAAGAAAGGAAUGCUUGUUUUUGAUGUGGCUCAGUUUGAUGGGAUUCUCAAGAAACUUACAGAGUUCAACAAUAAUCUACUCUCUGACCAGGAAAAGAGCAACUUGUCUUUAAACGAAGUUGAGGUUUCCAGGUUGGAUGCUAUCGUUAAAGUACUAAAGGACACAUCACAUUAUCAUUCUAGUAAAUUUGCAGAAAGUGACAUUGCUUUGCUGCUGAGAUUGCUAAAAUCGUGGCCAGUUACAAUGUUAUUUCCAGUUAUUGAUACCUUGAGGAUGAUUGUCCUACACCCUGAUGGAGCAAGGCUUGUUCAACAGCAUGUUAGAGCUGAAGAUGAUUUACUAUGGGAAAUGAUAAAAAAUGUCUCGAUGAAUCAUUCUGUUCCUGCGAACCUCUUGACAAGUGUUCGUGUAGUAACAAACCUCUUCAAGAACUCAAGCUUCCACCACUGGUUACAACUGCAUCGCAGUGAGAUUCUAGAUGUGUAUUCAAGCUGUUAUUCAUCUCCAAAUAAGAACUUACAGUUAUCAUAUGCAACACUGAUACUCAAUUAUGCUGUUCUGUUAAUUGAUACCAAGGACCGGGAAGGUCAAUCACAGGUUCUUUCAGCUGCACUUCAGAUUGCCGAAGAGGAAAAUCUGGAAACUGAUGCAAAAUUCCGAGCUUUAGUUGCCAUUGGAUCACUGAUGCUCGACGGUUCUGUAAAACAGAUAGCUAUCGACUUUGAUGUUGAGAACAUUGCAAAAAUAGCAAAGGCUUCUAAAGAGACAAAAAUUGCUGAAGUUGGGGUUGACAUUGAAGUAUUAACAAAACAGAGCUGAAACUGGAGUCCCCUGCUAAAUGAUAUUUCUGGGCUGUGGAAUCGGGACAGUGGAAGAAGAAUAAUUGUUUCGAACAACACAGAAUUAGGAGGCAUUUAUCUUUGACAAGCCGGCCGCUUUUCUUUUUUGAACAGUUUUAGCAGAAUAUAUGAGAAUAUCUGUGAGGGCGUCAAUUGUGGCAUAUAAACUUGUUGAAUGAGAGCAGAAAACAUGCUAUCAAGGCCUCAAAAUGUAUCUU